Onychomys torridus (southern grasshopper mouse) is the source of this 1566-nucleotide messenger RNA. RefSeq names its product ankyrin repeat and LEM domain containing 1 (gene Ankle1). Gene Ontology annotation, molecular function: protein binding; endonuclease activity. NCBI's taxonomy places the organism in Eukaryota, Metazoa, Chordata, Mammalia, Rodentia, Cricetidae. The record is from RefSeq and is a predicted model, not a curated record. The coding region runs from base 1 to 1566 and encodes 521 amino acids. The transcript has 9 exons.
AUGGCGGCCGCGGCCAGGCAACUGCUGGCGGCGCUGCGGGAGGAGGAGCCGCGGGCUGUGGAGGAGCUGCUGCGCCUCGGGGCGGACCCCAGCCUGGUGCUGGAGGAUGGCGCGGCGGCCGUGCACCUGGCGGCCCGAGCGCGCCACCCGCGCGCCCUGCAUUGUCUCCGCAUGCUGCUGCGCCGGGGCGCGGACCCCAAUGCUCGGUCCGCAGAGGCGCUGACGCCCGUGCACGUGGCCGCCGCGUGGGGCUGUCACGGAGCCCUGGAGCUGCUGCUGAGCCGCGGGGGCGACCCCACGCUGAGAGACCAGGACGGGCUCAGGCCCCUGGACUGGGCGCUGCGGCAGGGACAUCACAAAUGCGCACGCGUGCUGCGGGACCUGGACACGCCCACCCGAACCCCGGAGGAGACCCCGAAGCCCGCCAGACGUGUCUUUGCGGCAUCUCCUGGCAUGUCUACACCUCCGGGUGUGCAGCACAGGCGCAGAGCUGAGCCGGCAGCUGCUGGGAAGGUGGUGGUGGAGGAACCCCGGAGCCCCGAGGCUACCGGGAGCACGGACUGCAGCAGCGGCUCCUCCGAAGGAGGCUUCGUCACCGCGUUGGAGGACUCUCUGCAGCCCCGGCACCCUGCGGGGACACCCGGGCCUGCGGGCAGCCCAUGGCUGUCCUGUGGGGCCGAGGUGGCUGGGGACAGGGUACUAAGCUGCCAGCUGCAGGCCCUGAAGUUGACCCCAGAGGCCACCAGUGUCCCCUCCCUGCCUGGUGCUGGGGAUCCGGGGGCCUCUCACCCACAAGGCCCGGUGCCUCCCCUGUCUGACCUGCAGCUGCUCCAGGCCCUGCGGGCGCUGGGCUACAGUCCUGGCCCGGUCACACCUUUUACCCGAAGACACUACCUGCGGCGGCUGCAGGAAGCCCAGGCUAGCCCGGGUGGGUCCCUUGGGCACAGUCCAGAACUGGCCGAGGCGCUGAGGACAGGCCACAUCCCUGACUGCCAGGCGGAUGAGGCGGCCCUGGCUCGGCACUUCCAGCAUCCGGAUCCUGCAAAGAGGUGGCGGGAAGGUGCAACAAAGUCCAGCUUUACGUAUCUUCUUCUCGACCCCAGGCAGACGCAGGGCCUGCCCGCCCGAGCUUCCUCCCUCACUCUGACGGAGUGUCUGCAAUGUUUCGUGCAAGCCAUCUUCUAUGUGGGCAAGGGGACCCGUGCCCGACCAGAUGCCCACCUCUGGGAAGCCCUUGGCUACCGUGAGCGGCCAGGGAAAAAGGCCUGCCCCAAGGUACGCCGGAUCUUAGAUAUCUGGGACAGCGGCCGCGGAGUCAUCUCCCUACACUGCUUCCAGCAUGUGGUGGCCGUGGAGGCGUACACGCGAGAGGCCUGUCUGUUGGAUGCACUAGGGAUCCAGACACUGACCAACCAGAAACAGGGGCACUACUAUGGAGAGGUUGCCUAUUGGCCACCCACGCAACGGCGGCGUUUGGGGGUGCACCUGCUACAUCGCGCUCUGCUAGUGUUCUUGGCUGAGGGGGAGCGAGAGCUGAGGCCCCAGGACAUCCAGGCCCGAGGCUAA